AAUAUCUAACCGUGUGUUGUAAAUGAUGGACGAAGCUCAAGAAGAUUUAUUGGAACACGAAGACAUCAGCCAGAAGCCGUUGUCACCACCUUACAAUAUUCCUCGUCUUCGAUCUACUCGGCUGCACAUACAGAGAAGCAAUGUUUGCUCUCGGGCUUAUUUCGUGGUGGUCAUGGUCUUCUUCCAUGUUUACAUCUUGAAUGUCAUCGCCCUACUACUCUACGUGCACUACAACAACGGCCCCGGGGAUUUAGUAAGUGGAGACGGGGCGUCCCCUGCUCCAGUCAUCAACACGGACAGGCGCUUGCCCCAACCUGCUCCAUCAGGGAGAGAGUUACAUGUGGAGGAAUACAGUCAGAGUUUCAGCCUACAUCGUAUGGAGGGGAUACGAGUUGGACAUGUUCAACAUGUGUCUGUAGUACCGGACAGAACACACGAGAUGAGAACACUCAGUCUGAAACCUUUGCUGUUUGAGAUUCCUGGUUUCCUAUCGGAGGAGGAGUGCCGUGUGGUGGUACAGCUGGCCCAGCUCAAAGGUCUGAUGGACAGCCAGGCAGCAACACCUAGCCAAGAUCAAACACAGUUAAACCAGCCACUGCUUUCUCUGAGCACGGAAGAGGUCUUCAGUCUGUUGGACCUGAACCAAGACGGGUUUCUUCAGAAGCAGGAGAUUGUGAGUCAUUCUCGUUCUCGAGAUGGGACGUGGUUAAGCCCUGAUAACUUACGGCAAAUACUGACUGGCCUGGAAGCCUCUCCAACAGGAAUACUGACGCUCGGAGAGUUUCGGCGCAUUUAUGAUGUGUCCCAGCGUCCACGGCAACAGCGAAGCGGGAGCCUGCACAGUCACUUUAAGCAGAGAAACAGACAUACAUGGCUCUUUCAGGGGCUGGGAUCUCACCGUGUUCUGCAAACCCUCAGGAAAAGAGUAAUCGCUCUGACUCGUCUGCCCUCUGCACUUCUGGAACUAAGUGAGCCACUGCAGGUCUCCCGCUACGAGCACGGAGACUUCACCAACGCUCACUACGAUAGCAGCUCGUCUCAGUCAGAGACCACGUGUGCACACACACGGCUGGCAGGAAACACGUCUGCUCUCACAGAGGUCUCCUGCAGGUAUUUGACGGUGUUAUUUUAUCUCAGCUCUGUUGAGGACGGUGGUGAAAGUACCUUUCCUGUGGCGGACAAUCGUACUUACAAUGAGCAGGCUUUGGUCCAGGAUGGAGUUGAUUUGACGGACACUCAACAGGCUUGUGGCAAAGGGAACCUGAGACUGACCCCAACUGCUGGAACAGCUCUCCUCUGGUAUAAUCAUCUCUCUGAUGGCAGAGGUUGGAUGGGCGAGUUAGACGAGUAUUCCCUGCAUGGUGAUUGUCCAGUCAAGCGAGGAGUAAAGUGGGUGGCCAACAGCUGGGUGAAUGUGGACCCUGAUCACCAGCAGCAGGCUCGCUACCAGAGACUAGUUGCUCAAAGGCAUCAAGCCAAGUCUGGUAUGGAUGAGCACUACCAGUCUCUGUCACACAGCGACCUCCACCUGGAUCUAUAGCCAGGCUGUGAAACAAACAUGACACCAAAACAUUGCUUUGGAAAUGGAGUCAUUCCGUCUAGUGAGGUCUGACUGACAUUUACACAACAUCAGAUGACGAGGAGGACUUUGCAAAAGUAAGGAGCAGCCCGCAUUAUUUUAUAGAUGUGGCUAAAAAGGACCCAGACGUUGAGGUAAUUUUAAAAUUACAGCAUUUGUACACUAAAAAGUCAGUCCCAAAGAGCUGAAAACUUACAUAACACUGAGAUCAGCUGCUACAUAAUGCAUAUGUGUUCCAGUUUUCUAUGCCUUUGCUCAAUUUGUUUCUAUUUCCUAAAGCUGUGAUCAGCAGACGCUAAUCAUCUGCUUUAAGUCAUAUCAUAAUCCUCGUUUCUUCAUCACUUGGCCAGUUUCUUCAGAUUGUUUUAAAGCCACAACAUACUAAGUGAGGUUAUGCAAUAAUUUAGCCAAGAUCAGUUUUUGUUAGAUUUUUAUUUUUUUUUACUUUUAACAGCAAAAGACAGUUUAUUAUUGGUUCUCAGUCAAAUUGUUUGUGUAGGCGCAGCACUAGAUUUAGUAUGAAUCAUUUGUUCUUUAAUGAUUCAUAGGUUAAUGUGUAUGGAUUACCGAGCUGAAAAGACAUUCCUUUGACACAUUUUAAGUAUAAAAAUUUAACAGAAAUAUAUUUAAAUUAGUUAUUGUUAAAGAGUUGUGAAAAUCUCAAGACCACUUCAGUUUCAUAUAAGCAGGUCGGGCCUUUAAGUGCAAAAUUUAAGUGAUAAAGGCAGGCUCCAGACUUUUGCAUUGUUCUUUGUCGAGAUGAUAAUUGCACAUAACAGCAUCACAAUAUCUCUUUUCAUAAAAUAUUAUGAUUUCAAUAUUGAUGGGGCCAAUUCCCUAGAAUUUAAUUUAUAAUUUAUAAGAAACAUUAUCCAGAAAUUUAAGAGUGUAAAUGUUUCAAACCUAAACCGCACCUUAACGAUAUAUAACCGAUAUAGAGCGAUAGCUAUUUCUAAACAAAAUGAGGAGAGAUGCAAAAACAUGCAGUCAAAUAUAAGAGCUAAGCCAGCUAGUGUGCAUUUUGUUUUGGUUUGUGAGGCUUCUGCCCCUGCUUCAGGUUAUUCUUAUUUAUUUUCUUAUUUAUUGCUUUGAAAGUGAAGCCUUUUGUUAGAAGUUAACACAAUGUUCAUCUGUGAAUGUGUUUCCUGAGGGAAAAUGUUUCUCAGAUCUUUUCUUUUAGCUCUGUUCUUCAUAUCUAUGUCCAGAGUUACUGAUCUGUUGCACUGAAGUGUUAUUUAAUAAGACUUUGUCGUCAUCCUGUGAAACCAAGAGUCAGGAUUAAAAUGGGCUGGACAGAAUAAUACACAGACAGUCCUUCAGGUAAAAGACAAAUGUACGUCUUUGAUAUGUUUUGCUGAGUGUUUUUUUUCCCCCACACACAAAUAAUAUAUUUAUUGUCUCAGACUAUUUAUUUAUUUAUUACCACAAAUUAGUAAUUUUAUUUAAAGACAUGGGUAUUUAUAAAUGGUUGACAUUGCACCCAAUCUGUAAGUGUGCACAUUGUACUUGUGUGUGUUGAGAUGUUAACUGUAUAAAGCUGUGUUUUAUUAA
Molecule: messenger RNA, 3130 nt
Organism: Poecilia latipinna (sailfin molly)
Lineage: Eukaryota; Metazoa; Chordata; Actinopteri; Cyprinodontiformes; Poeciliidae
Product: transmembrane prolyl 4-hydroxylase-like
Exons: 9
Coding region: 23-1540 (505 amino acids)
Biological process (GO): peptidyl-proline hydroxylation to 4-hydroxy-L-proline
Cellular component (GO): endoplasmic reticulum
Molecular function (GO): L-ascorbic acid binding; procollagen-proline 4-dioxygenase activity; iron ion binding
Source: RefSeq, a predicted model, not a curated record